GUUAAUACUAAAUCGACACUAGACAUAUAUACAAUAUAGUAUUGUUAAUAUUUGGAAAGAGUCACAUAACUUUUUAAAAUUAAUUCUUUUUUUAUUUUUUAUGCCAAAUAGAGAGAAUAAAUAUAGUGUAAAAGCGAAAGACUAACAAGAAGACACACUCAUAAUGGGCAUUAAAGCCAGCCGUCAACUGAAUCCUGACCAAGUGGCCGCAUAUCAACAGCAGCAUAAUCUAUCCAGUGAACAGAUCCAUCAGUUAUAUCAUCGCUUUCGCUCCCUGGAUCGUUAUGAGAGGGGAUAUCUGACGCCGACCGAUCUAUUGCGUAUACCCCAAUUGGUGGAGAAUCCCUUGCAUCGUCAAAUAGUUGACGGCUUCUUUCCGUCACGUAAUACCAGUGAACGUAUGGAUUUUGGCCAAUUUGUGGCCGUCUGUGCCACAUUCCUAGUCCCGGGCAAUGGCCAUCUGAAUGUCCACCGCAAUGUCGAUAGGGCCAAGAAGUUGCGUCUCCUCUCACAGAUGUUCGAUACCCAUUGCGGCGGCGAUUGUAUCUUACGUUCCGAUUUCCGUGAGGUAAUGAGUUCUUUUCUCUACAGUCACGUUCCUAAAGGAGAGGAACUCAUUCCCGAAAUGGAGGCAGAGUUGGAUCUAUUGGAGGACCAGGCAUUUGGUAUGGGCAACGAACAAAUGAUUUCCUAUAAACAAUUCGAACGAAAUCUAAAUACAGCCGAUGUGGCUACAAGGCUAUCGGUUUGCAAGUGGCUGCACAAGGAGCAAGGAGCCGGUAAACCGCGUCAACCAGGUCAGGCAGGUCAACCGGGUCAACCGGGUCAGGCAGGUCAACCAGGUCAACCGGGUCAACCUGGUCAAGACGAUCAGGCGAACCGCAACAAGAAGAAUGGCCAAAAAUUUCAACAGAAUUGAUAUUAAUUCAUCCUGAUGUUUAUCCAGUUUCUAUAUAUCUCGUUUCUAUAUGUUAUUUGUAAUUCUUAUAUGUAUAUCAUACUAAUUUGAAUGCAAAUUUUGUGUGAAUUUACGCGAAUUAAUUGAACUAUAUCAACCAACUGUAUCGUUAUAUAUCGGUUUUAUCAUUUUGAAUUAAUAUAUCAACAAAAAUCUGAUCUUAAA
Messenger RNA from Drosophila willistoni, 1123 nucleotides. Its product is annotated as calcineurin B homologous protein 2. The record is from RefSeq and is a predicted model, not a curated record. Lineage: Eukaryota; Metazoa; Arthropoda; Insecta; Diptera; Drosophilidae. The transcript has a single exon. The coding region runs from base 164 to 919 and encodes 251 amino acids.